This is a messenger RNA of Soboliphyme baturini, 360 nucleotides long. NCBI's taxonomy places the organism in Eukaryota, Metazoa, Nematoda, Enoplea, Dioctophymatida, Soboliphymatidae. The record is from the annotation of a GenBank genome assembly.
AUGGAGUUCGUCUGUGUUCGUUGUUCGUCGUUAUGUUCGUCCAGCGGUCGGCUCAGUCGCGAAUGCAACGAAUCGAAGUACGACUCAGCGUUCGGUGCCAGCAACAAUCGAGAACUGGUCACUACCGGUCAGAUCGAUCGCCGACCGGCCUCUCGUCAACCCUGUCCGGCGUUCGGCCGCAUUUCUGAUUGCCGUGUGACGCAGCUGCAGUCGCGGCCGCGGCCGCCUCUGCCACCCCCAAAACCACCGUCACUCGUCAAAGAAUUUCCGCAGUGCCCCAGCUCAGCGACAGGGCACGACACCGUGUCGUCUGUGUUUGACGCCGAAAGCAGCAUUGCACCGCGGCUCCGUUCUCCGCCU